Messenger RNA from Lynx canadensis (Canada lynx), 2289 nucleotides. It is a transcript of the gene CCDC78, whose product is annotated as coiled-coil domain containing 78. Gene Ontology annotation, cellular component: cytoplasm. Lineage: Eukaryota; Metazoa; Chordata; Mammalia; Carnivora; Felidae. The coding region runs from base 549 to 2201 and encodes 550 amino acids. The record is from RefSeq and is a predicted model, not a curated record. The transcript is spliced from 13 exons.
GUCCUCCGCGAAGCCUUCCCGGCUCGGGAGCUGAGCCAGUCCUCUUGAGACCCCCAGCCCUUAACUGGAAUGUCUGCGUCCCUUUCCCUCAGGCUCGUGGUGGGAGAGUCUGCAGUUUGUUCGCCUGCCCAUCCCAGCGUCCGACCAGAAACAGCAGGCACACAGGGGGCGCCUGCUGAGUGUGUGAACCCCCACGGUAGAGCAGGGCACUCUGCGAGAGAAAAACGCUAACAGCAGCGGUCACUCUGUCUCACACCUUCCCAGGAUGGGCGCUCUCAUGCACUCCUGGUUCCAUCUGCGCCCAGGAUAAAUGCAGCGGUGCUGGUCUGCAUUUCGGAGAGGAGAAAACCAAAAAGGAUGGACCAUGGAAUGAGCUGAGAGAGUCCCCCUCCCCACCUCCUCAGCCACCACCGAACUUCCUCUUCCCGACUGCCCUCGUGGGUGGGGCCCUCAGAGACCGGGGACCAGCAGGAGACCAACAGAGGCCUUAGCAACGCCCCAAGUCUCUGUUGCAGCAACAGGCCAGUAGGCAAGACUUCCUUUUGCUUAUGGAGCAUGCGGCAGCCCCAGGCCCCAGGCCGGAGCCCCCACCCUGGGCCACUGAGAAUGUUCUGCGGCAGGCCGAGGACUGGACAACCAGCCUCAAGACAGAGCUUCCCUCAGAUCUACAACUGAGUGAGGAGCAGCGGCUGCAGAUCUCCAAGGAGUUGGUUGACCUGCAGAUCACAACGCAUCACUUGCAGGAGCAACACGAGGCUGAACUCUUCGAGCUGAAGAGUGAGGUCCUGCGGCUGGAGAGCCGGGUGCUGGAGCUGGAGCUGCAUGGAGAUUGUGCAGCCCCGGCAGAGGCUGACCUGGGGCGCCGACAGAAGCUGGCACAGGGGCUUGGGCACAAGGCCCAGGAGCAGGCACAGCCUGAGGACUUUUUGACCCCUAAGACCGAACAACAGAAGCUGGGGAACAGUCUCCAGGGGGAAUGGCAGCGAGUGCUGGAGCAGCACAGGGCCCAGAAGCAGGCACUGGAGACCCGCGUGGCAGAUCUGGGUCGGCGGCUGCAGGGAGCCCGAGAGGAGGCCAGGAUGGCUGGGCAGCGACUGGCCACACAAGCCAUGGUAUUGUCUGCCUGCCAGGGCCAGCUCCGCCAGGCUGAGGCGGAGAACGCCCAGCUGCAGCUGCAGCUCAAGAAGCUGAACCAAGAGUAUGCCAUCCAGCUGCAGCGAUGUGCCCAAGCCGUGACCGUGAGCACCACCUGGGGGUGGCCCUGUGCUGGGUGGGAGGCUUCGGGUCCCGCGGAGCCCAAGCCUGGCCCGAGUGCGCUGGGCUGCUUCCGGGAGACCCCGUGGGCCCGGCCUGCCGCACGGCCUAAUCUGCUCCACAGAGGGAACCGUGGGAGGAAGUGUGGGCCCAACCAGGCCCCGCCCUUGUCAGCCCUGGCCCCACCCCCACCCCCAGCCCCGCCCAAUCUCCUCCAGGAGUCUGCAAAGCGCACCGGCCAGGUGCCGGAAGCCGCAGCCCUUAGGACGUUCCUGGAGACCACUCUGGAGGACAUCCGGGCAGCACACCGCAGCCGUGAACAGCAGUUGGCCCGGGCUGCUCGCGCCUACCGCAAGCGCCUGGCAGAUCUGAGCCGUAGACAUGAGGAGCUGCUGGCCAACCACAGUGUGCAGCAGGUGCCGGCAGAGCCCAGUGGGGCACCCUGGACCCCCAAGGCUACCUUUGAUGCAGCCACCUCAGACCUGGAGCCACUGCCUCUGCACCUGGUCACCAAACUCAGUCACCUACCAGAGAACCAGGCCAGGCUGGAGACGAAGUUUUGGAAGCUCCAGGCCCAGCCUUUCCAGUCCAAUGGGCUCAUGACGCUGCUCUUGUUCCUACAGAAGGGACCCAGUGGAGCCUCCCAGGGGAGCACAUCAGAGCCACAGGGCCAGGAACCUGCCUCCUGGGCCCAGAUCCACCAGAAGCUCCGGGACUUCUCCCGUGGCACCCAGGCAGAGCUGGAAUGUGAGCGGGCAAAGCUACUAGUCCGGGCCACGAUGGCUGAGGAGCAACUUUCUGAGCUACAGGACUAUGUGGACCAGCACUUAGGCAGGUACAAACAAGAGAUCCUGAGGCUGAGGAAGCUAAUGGGUACAGAGGAUGCCUGCAAAGUGGGGGCCACCCCUCCAGUCAAGCCCCAGCACUCCAAGACCCGCAGCCGCUAGCCAGCUGUCAAAUGCACUCAGCAGAACUCUUCGCAGCCGGCAUGGAACCCUCCUCACAGCACCCCCUUGCGGGCAGGGGUCAUGCCAC